AUGUGUGUCAGAUCAUCUGGCAGAGGUAACAUAGGUAACAUAGGUAACAUAGGUAACAUAGGUAACAUAGGUAACAUAGGUAACACAGGUAACAUAGGUAACAUAGGUAACACAGGUAACAUAGGUAACAUAGGUAACACAGGUAACAUAGGUAACAUAGGUAACACAGGUAACAUAGGUAACAUAGGUAACAUAGGUAACAUAGGUAACAUAGGUAACAUAGGUAACAUAGGUAACACAGGUAACAUAGGUAACACAGGUAACAUAGGUAACACAGGUAACAUAGGUAACAUAGGUAACACAGGUAACAUAGGUAACACAGGUAACACAGGUAACAUAGGUAACACAGGUAACAUAGGUAACACAGGUAACACAGGUAACAUAGGUAACACAGGUAACAUAGGUAACAUAGGUAACAUAGGUAACAUAGGUAACGUAGGUAACAUAGGUAACACAGGUAACAUAGGUAACAUAGGUAACAUAGGUAACACAGGUAACAUAGGUAACACAGGUAACAUAGGUAACAUAGGUAACAUAGGUAACAUAGGUAACACAGGUAACAUAGGUAACAUAGGUAACACAGGACAAGGAGACAAGGACAAGGAGACAAGGACAAUGAGACUAGGACAAGGACAAGGACAAGGAGACAAGGACAAGGAGACAAGGAAAAGGAGACAAGGAGACAAGGAGACAAGGAGACAAGGAGACAAGGAGACAAGGAGACAAGGAGACAAGGAGACUAGGAGACAAAGACAAUGA
Messenger RNA from Bolinopsis microptera, 759 nucleotides. RefSeq lists its product as uncharacterized. The record is from RefSeq and is a predicted model, not a curated record. Bases 1 to 759 code for a protein of 252 amino acids. NCBI's taxonomy places the organism in Eukaryota, Metazoa, Ctenophora, Tentaculata, Lobata, Bolinopsidae. The transcript is spliced from 3 exons.